Molecule: messenger RNA, 2766 nt
Organism: Sclerotinia borealis F-4128
Lineage: Eukaryota; Fungi; Ascomycota; Leotiomycetes; Helotiales; Sclerotiniaceae
Source: the annotation of a GenBank genome assembly
AUGGCUGGGCAUACCGAAGAUAACGCACAGCUCCUGUCAACAGAGCAGGAGUCUGUUUCGCGUAAAUCGUCCGAUUCUCUUGCCUCGACUGCUUCGACUACGAGUCUAGUUUUUGAUCGCAUCGGCGAACGUGUAGCUGCGAAUGGGUCAGAGAAACCGACGAUGGUAACACCUAAGUUCCCCCCGCGUGGGGAGAUGGCGUAUGCGGACGAUGAACAUACGCAGAUAAAUUUAGAGGAGGAAGAGGAGAAGGAUUACGAUAUGGAGGACGGAGCGUUCCUUACAAAUGGAUCGACAAACAAGUCGGUCGAUAAGAAAUUGAGGAAGUUGAUAUGGGUUAUUGGGGGAGUAUUCAUUGGAGCGUGGGUGCUGGCUCUGUUUAUAUUUUUGGGGAAACAGGCGUACAAACAUUCAUCGGAAACCCCUCACGAUCCUCAGGCGACAUCAUCGAGAGGGAACGGAAAGAAAGUCACAAUGGAUCAGGUUAUGGGCGGUCAAUGGAGAGCGACUACACAUAGUAUCAGCUGGAUCGAAGGAGCCAACGGGGAGGAUGGAUUGUUACUCGAGCAAGGUUCGGCCGGAAAGGACUACUUGAUUGUUGAAGACGUCAGAACACAAAGUCCGGCAACUGUAGGAACCUUAGACACGAUGACUUUGAUGAAAAAGGGAUAUUUCGAAGUUGCGGGUAGAAGUUUAUCACCAAGCAAAGUAUAUCCUAGCAAGGAUUUGAAGAAAGUCCUGGUCGCGACAGAUGUUCAGUCCAACUGGAGACAUUCUUUCUAUGCGAAAUACUGGAUAUUCGACGUCGAAACUCAAACUGCGGAGCCACUAGAUCCUGUAGAUCUAGACGGACGAGUUCAACUUGCUAGCUGGAGUCCAAAGGGCGAUGCUAUCGUUUUCACUCGAGAUAAUAAUAUGUUUCUUCGAAAACUAUUGUCACCAACAGUGAUCCAAAUCACCAUUGACGGUGGACCGGAAUUCUUCUAUGGCGUGCCUGAUUGGGUUUACGAAGAAGAGGUUUUUGCUGGAGCCAGUGCAACAUGGUGGGACGACAGUGGAAAAUACAUUGCGUUCCUUCGUACAAAUGAAUCCGAGGUGCCUGAAUACCCAAUCCAAUAUUUUGUCUCAAGACCUAGUGGGAAAGAACCUUUGCCGGGAGAGGAGAAUUAUCCCGAAGUCAGAGAAAUCAAAUAUCCCAAAGCCGGUGCUCCAAAUCCUACCGUUGACCUUCUGUUUUAUGAUAUUCAGAAGGCAGAAGUAUUCGAAGUCAAAAUCGCAAAUGGCUUUGAACCAAAGAACCUUUUGAUUACAGAGGUAGUUUGGGCUGGUUCGACAGGUAAAGCUCUGAUUCGCGAGACUAACAGAGAAAGUGAUAUCUUACGAGUUGUUCUCGUUGAUGUUGUUGCUCGAACGGGAAAGACUGUACGAUAUACAGAUAUUGAAAAGCUCGAUGGUGGUUGGUUUGAAGUCUCUGAGGAUACCCGUUAUAUUCCUGCAGAUCCUUCAAAUGGACGCCCCCACGAUGGAUAUAUUGACACUAUUAUCCACGAAAAUUAUGAUCAUUUGGGAUACUUUACGCCCAUGGAUAAUCCCGAACCUAUACUUCUUACCUCUGGAAAUUGGGAAGUGGUAAAAGCGCCUUCUGCUGUUGAUCUCAAGAAUAAUCUCGUCUAUUUCGUUUCUACCAAGGAGUCACCAAUCACAAGACAAGUAUACAGCGUCAAACUUGAUGGUACAGGUUUGAAAGCGAUCACCGACACCUCGACGGAAGGUUAUUAUGGAGCUUCAUUUUCCAAAGGAGCUGGAUACGUACUUCUCAAUUAUAACGGUCCAAACAUUCCGUGGCAGAAAGUUAUCAGCACUCCAAGCAACGAUAACCACUAUACACAUACCAUUGAGGAGAACAAAGGGCUGGCUGAUAUGGCAAAGAAACACGAAUUGCCUCUUCUGAUUUACCAGACUGUCACUAUCGACGGAUUUGAAUUGCAAGUUGUUGAGCGCCGACCACCUCACUUCAACCCAAAGAAGAAGUACCCAGUGUUAUUUUACCUUUAUGGUGGUCCCGGCUCUCAGACUGUUAGCAAGAGCUUCAGUGUUGACUUCGAAACUUACAUUGCCUCAAACCUUGGUUACAUUGUUGUAACUGUUGAUGGCCGUGGUACAGGAUUCAUCGGACGAGAAGCCCGAACCAUUAUUCGUGGUAAUAUUGGACACUAUGAGGCACGUGAUCAGAUCGAAACUGCUAAGAUCUGGGCUAGCAAAAAGUACGUCGAUGCAUCAAGAAUGGCUAUUUGGGGUUGGUCAUAUGGUGGUUUCAUGACAUUGAAGACUCUAGAGGAAGAUGCUGGAGAGACAUUUUCUUACGGUAUGGCUGUGGCACCUGUCACUGAUUGGCGAUUCUACGAUUCUAUCUACACGGAACGAUAUAUGCAUACGCCUCAACACAAUCCUGGUGGAUAUGAUAACACCAGCAUCAGUAACAUGAAGGCACUCUCCAAGAAUGUCCGAUUCUUGGUCAUGCAUGGUGUCGCGGAUGAUAAUGUGCAUAUGCAAAGUACGCUCACUUUACUGGAUAAGCUUGAUCUUGCCGGUGUAGAAAACUAUGAUGUGCACCUUUUCCCAGACAGCGAUCAUUCUAUAUACUUUCAUAAUGCGAACAGAAUUGUUUAUGAUAAACUUAACAACUGGCUCAUUAAUGCAUUUAAUGGGGAAUGGUUACGUACUGCAAACGCUGUACCUUUAGAAAUCGAUUCGGCAAAAGUAUGA